Parasteatoda tepidariorum (common house spider) is the source of this 2349-nucleotide messenger RNA. RefSeq names its product adenosine 3'-phospho 5'-phosphosulfate transporter 1 (gene sll). Lineage: Eukaryota; Metazoa; Arthropoda; Arachnida; Araneae; Theridiidae. Gene Ontology annotation, biological process: transmembrane transport; 3'-phosphoadenosine 5'-phosphosulfate transport. Gene Ontology annotation, molecular function: 3'-phosphoadenosine 5'-phosphosulfate transmembrane transporter activity. Gene Ontology annotation, cellular component: endoplasmic reticulum membrane; Golgi membrane. The record is from RefSeq and is a predicted model, not a curated record.
AUUAAACAUUUUCUUCCGUUCCAUUCUAUCAGUUUUUAAAGUUUUUGUACUUUAUUGUUAUAUUUCGAUACAGUCUUCGAGUUUGUUACGGUGCGACCAGUUCAAUAAGUUCGACGGUAACAAAUAAUUUAACUGAUACAGCGUCUAUAUUUUCUGUCUGCUCUUCGGCACCUCUGCAAUUUUUUUAAUCAUUUUUUGUAAAGAAUAUGUGAUUUAUUUGGUACUUACUAGACUUAAAAUUCGGACGAAAGCAGUGCGAGAUCUAAUUGAAUCAAUUUAUGGAUGUAAAAUCUAAAGAAACAAGCAUUAAUAAAUGUUGCCAAACAUAAAAAAUAUUGUCAAACAUAAAAAAAGAUUGUUAGCAUAUGUUUUUGUUUAAUUUAAACCAUGGAAUGGACAGAGUCGUGGAUUUUGAGACUUGUGAAAAAUUUACUUGGAUAUACUACUGUUGCAGUACCUGGUGCUCUGCUAGUGUAUUACUCAAAAAAAUCAAAAUAUCUGGACAAUACAGCUUUAUCUAGAAGAGCAGCAAAGAAUAGCUGUUGGGCAAGAUAUGUUAAACUCUUUGUGCACGGAGAGGAAGAGACAAGAUCAUCAUCAGAAAUUCCUAUUUCAAAGCCAAAGCAUACCAAUCUCCAAAAAGCUUUUACGAUUCUUUUCUGUUUUUUGGGACUCCAGCUGUCAUACCUAACAUGGGGUCUGAUACAAGAAAAGAUCAUGACCCAAAAUUACCACAAUGCUCUUGGUGAACAGGCAAAGUUCACCGACUCGCAGUUUCUAGUCUUCGUCAAUCGCUUCUUAGCUUUUAUUUUUGCCGGCACGUAUGUGUCCUUGUCGAGUCAACCCAAGCACGUUGCCCCCCUGUAUAAAUACUCUUAUUGCUCCUUCUCAAAUAUUAUGAGCAGUUGGCUGCAGUACGAGGCGCUCAAAUAUGUGAGCUUCCCUACUCAAGUCUUGGCGAAAGCAUCUAAAAUAAUACCCGUGAUGGUCAUGGGUAAAAUCAUAUCAAAGAAAGGGUAUAAAUAUCACGAAUACGCCACCGCCAUUGCCAUAUCUAUAGGAAGUGCCAUAUUUCUGUUAUCAGGCAAGAAGUCUAGCGACAUAGCCACAACGACCACCGUAUCCGGUCUUGCAAUUCUCGUGGGCUAUAUUGUGAGUGACAGUUUUACUUCUAAUUGGCAGAGUGCACUAUUUAAGCAAUAUCACAUGUCCUCGAUGCAAAUGAUGUGCGGGGUUAAUUUCUUCUCUUGUAUAUUCACGUCUAUAUCGUUGUUGCAGCAGGGAGGGUUUUUUACUUCAUUCCUAUUUUUUAUCAAGUUUUCUAGUUUUUUAUGGGAUUGUUUGUUGUUGUCCGUCUGUUCCACCAUCGGGCAAUUAUUUAUUUUCUACACCAUAUCGGAAUUUGGAGCGGUCAUUUUCGUCAUAAUAAUGACCAUCCGACAGAUCAUUGCGAUUCUCUUGUCGUGCUUCAUUUAUCACCACCCCCUGACUCUCAGUAGAAUUUUCGGUGUUCUCAUUGUGUUUACGACUGUUUUUCUGAGGAUUUAUUUGAAUCACCGAACAAAGAAACCUGCACCAUCCCCUGCAACUGUGCAGGAGAGUACGACUAAGGCGUAAGAUCUGAUUUGUGUUUUUAAACUUUUAUGGCUGUUGAAAUUGUUGGUAUAUAUACUAAGUUUUUAUUUUGCUUAUUUGUGGUAUGCUAUGCAUUUUGAGUUAAAGUUGCUUUUUUUGUUACAAAUAUACAUUAGUUUCUUUUUAAAAUUUAUUCCUAAGUUUAGUAUAAAUAUGUGUUAAGUUGUUCAAUUUAUAUAUUGUAUUUUGACUUAUUAUGGAACUUAAAUUAUUUUUCUAUACAGGAAUCUUCCUCUUUAUAAGAGUACUGUUAAUGUAAAUAAGACUAUUAUUAUAUAAUUCUUAUGGUUAUAAGUAUGAAGAAUAAUACUAAAUUAGUCUGAAAAUUUAUUUUUAAUUAACUGUAUGCUUAAAGAUAUAAGAAUAUACUUGAAAAAGGUCAACAUUCUGAGAAUAUUCUUCUGGAGCUAUAAUUAAGGGGUAAUCUUUAAAGGAGGAAAAAAUGUAUUAUAACACUUAUCUGAGAAGUGUUGUUCUUUCAUCAUUCUCAAACUGAUAAAAAGUUACAUUUGGGUGUACUCCCAGAAUUGCAGUGACACGCCUACAUUGUUGCGGAACUUAACAGAGUUCUUGCAGAAAUAUUUUUCUUUUAACAAGGGAAAAUUUUCAGUUUUCUUUUUUACAGAAGUUUACACAUAAUAAUUGAAUCAUGCAUUUAGAUAAUGACUUUUUGAUGCGCUUAAUUUAAGCUGAUAGUAUCGUAAGUCAAUGUAA